This is a messenger RNA of Dimorphilus gyrociliatus, 3541 nucleotides long. The record is from the annotation of a GenBank genome assembly. NCBI's taxonomy places the organism in Eukaryota, Metazoa, Annelida, Polychaeta, Dinophilidae.
AUUUUAUCAAUAAGAGUAUUGAAAAUAAUUGAAAUCAAGUCUGAGCCUUUAAUAUUUUACUUAUAAAUUGUGUAUAAAAUGAUUUUGUAGCAAUUUUUGAAUACAUGAAAUAAAGGUUAGAUAUCGUCUUGUACAAAAAAUUAAAAAACUUCUUAAUACAGAUUCUGCGUUGUCAUAUUUUCCCUUUUUAUUGCAUUCCAUAGUGAUAAUACCUGGUUUUCUACCUUGUUGACGAAGGGAUUUUAUGAGUAAGCAAACAACCCGUAUGUAAAUUCUCAAUAAGAGGAUAAACGAAAUGCAUGGUGUUAUUUUAAAUAAAAAAUCUGAGAAAAAAAUAGAAUAAAUGUGCCAUAGAGUUUAACAGUCAUAAAAGAGGAAGCGUAUUAUAUAUCUGAUGAUUACGAAAUAGAAGAGGAAGGAAUGGAUCUUAAUAAAUUUAUUAUAGAAAGAGUCAACCCGGAAAAAUCAAUUGUUAUUGGAAGACCUUUUCGUUUAAACAUUGUUAUUGAUACAAUAAUCUCUUUGUAUGUCAAAGGAUUUGAAAUUGUUUUAUAUCUCGAAGUAAUAACAAAUGUAGAAUCAAUAAAUGGUCCACAUAAUCCAGAUGAUAUUAUAAAGGGAAGAGGACGUAUAAUAAAAUCAAUUAUAGAUAAAAAAUAUAUAAUAAGGGAUGAGUCAGAAGAUUCUCUCCGUUUAUUAAGAGAGGGUGAAACCAAUUGGCAAAUAGAAUUUCUAAUACCAGAAGACAAUCCGCAGACAAUUGUAACUGAUGAUUCGAGAGGAUCAAUAAAAUAUAAAGUGGAAUGUUCAAUAUCAAAUGUCGACGAUCUAACAAGAACAUCUUGUAAAUAUCUAGACGUCAUUUCACCGAAAAGUAUUGAAAUACAAUCUAAAAAAAAUUAUUCUUAUACUUUUGAAUAUUUUCCGAAUAAUUUAAUUAAUCGAAAUGGUAAUAUAAAAAUUGCAUUCGAGAAUAGAAACUUAUUCUUACCUGGAAGUACAGUAAAUUUUCAUGGAUUUAUUCAUAAUACAAGUGGCUUGAAAAUAAAGAAAGUUCUAGUUCAAUUAAUUAGUAUAUUUAAAUAUACCUUUGGUGCAAACUUCCUCUGCUAUGAUAGACAGAACGACAAAUUGAACGCUUACGAUACAAGUGAACAUUUACCAUCAAAUCUUGAAUUAUUUAGAGGACCUAACUGGACCCGUGAAACCGUACUGAGCUCAUUCGAAUUUAAUGACAUAUCAAACGGUGCAUUAACUAAUUUUGAGGAAGCGUUAUUGGUUCCACACGACAGUAUUCCCAGUAAAGUUUUAGAAGGUCAAAGUUUAAUAACGCAUGACUAUUUUAUUCGAAUCGAGACCCAUUUUCAGCAAGGAGUGAUAAAGCAUGACAAGAAAAAACUUAUAAACCAUCAAGUUAUUAUUUCAAAUAAUUUUAAUGAGGAAUUGGAAGAAUUUCCACCCUUAUACACGUCCCCAACAGACUGUUGUAGGUUGGAACCUCUAUUCACCUGCUAGUUACUUUCUAUCCCUUUUGCGUUACUCGUAUCACUCCCUCUGGCUUAUUAAAUUACAAGUGCUUAAUAACUUUUAUAAUUUUGUUAUGCCUAUGACAUUUGUGUAAAAAUUCAACCUUAGUAUUAGUCACGUGGGUCCAGUGCAGGCCAUGAAAUUUUUAGCUGCCUUUAAACAGCUUUAACAUCUUUUUAUAUUUUGUUUUGUACAAAAACCAACUCUUAUUUUUUUUAUAUUAAAAUCUUGAUAGUAUUGAUAAUCGUAAAUGACUGACCUCUGUUAAGAAAACUAUAAAAUAAUUAAUUAAAUAACCGUCAACAUAAAUUGUUUUGAAGUAAUCAAACAAUAAUAGAAUGAUAAAAAACCAAUAUUUCAAAAUAUAACUAUUAUUGUUAAGUAUGAAGAAUCUACAAGGCAUCUCUCUAUAGUAUUGCUUUAAUUAAUUAAUAUUCGAGUUUAAAUUAGGCUAAUUAAAUCUCUUAAAUGUUUUAAAAGUUUUCAAGUAAAAGAUUAGUCAUUAAGGAGGUAACCAAGAAGGAUAAUUAUUAAAUGAGUGUAUAUAAUCUUUAUAUGAGACAAAAGAAAACACUGAAAGCUUUUUAAAAGAUAACUCACAUCUAAAAUUAGUUGACCUGUAAACUGUGUAUACUCUUUAGAGUUACUAUAUAAUUUUUUAUAUCUAUAUUGUAUUCCUUCACCUGAAUAUUUGUGAUCAUGAUUGAUUGUUUUUAACAAAUUAAAACUUUUAGAAAAUGAGAUAGUAGCUGAUGAAGCGUAAAUACAGUAUAAUUAAAGAUUACUCUCCUUAUUUUACCCUUUAUAGACUUUUUUCAUAGAAAUAUCUUUAGGCUUGACAAAGUUUUAAAGUUAAUAAAUUUUUCUAAGUAAGCCAACUCGCUAAAAUCUUCCUAAAUGAGGAAAAUUUGUAAAGAGCAAACUAUAUUUGGCAUCCGCGAAACACGUCGUCUUAUUGGCGUUAAGGAAGAUCACAUCAAGUCGAAAAUCGGUUUAUUAGAGGAUGAGUGAUACCCUUUUCUCUUGAUUAAAGAUGAAAAAAGAAUUGUUCUUGUGCCACCUAAAGUUUUAUGUCAACUAGAGAGAGAGAGACAGGCGGAAAGAGAAAGAAAAGAAGAAGACGCAAAUUUAUUCAUUUGUAUAUAAAUAACUUUAUUUGCUACUUUAAACAAAGUAAUUCUAUUUUUCUUUUAUAGUCUUUAUAAAAGAGCAGAUAUUUAAAUAUAAACAAUUUCUUUCUUUUUAUUAUCCUAUAAAAAAGGAAUUUUUGGAAAUGUUACUUGACAUUAAUCUUUAAGUUAUCACUAUAUUCUUGAGUUACAAAUAUAAUGAGGGAUUAACGAAAAACUAACACAAAGUUUGUAAAGGUUAGCGUUCUUUUUUUCCUUCUCAAUAUAGAUUGACCAUCUGAUCUUUUUAAUAGUUUAUUCCCAUUUCUCUUUUUGUCCUUCUUAUCAUCUUUCCACCCACCCAAUUCUUAUAGUAGUUUUAUAAUCACGUUAGCAUUUUCUUUUCUUUAAUGCUAAAAACUCAAAUAUCGUAUUACUGCCAUAGAAAAUGAUGUCUUUAUGUUAUUAUUUCUUGAACAUAGAUGGCGUUACGGUAAAUAAUUUAGGAAAAAGGAACGGAUAACAAAUUUUAAUCGUGUAAGGAAUGAUUGAUUAAUAUAAUAGAAAAAUCACCUACACACUAUACAUAGAUGGCUAGAUUUACUUAUUACAUAUAUUAUUAUAUUUGAAAUAAGAUUGAAACGCAGAGUUCAUAAAAUGUCUAAAAUGUCUCUUUAACCGAGUAAUUAAGUGUAAGAAAUCCUCUUUCAUUCUUUAGCUAUAACACUAUUUAAUGUUUGUCGCAUGCUCAAAGGUUAAUGAUGGGUAUGCAUCGUUCUCGCUCAGUUUGCUAAUAUUUUCCUCUGCAGUUUUGAUUAAUGGAAGAGAGAAAGAUUACAAACGCAGAUGGAAUGGUUUUUUUAAUUUUUAUAUUUAAUACAGUCUCUAUCUCUCUCUCUCUCUCU